Myxocyprinus asiaticus (Chinese sucker) is the source of this 8074-nucleotide messenger RNA. Its product is annotated as collagen alpha-1(VII) chain-like. The transcript is spliced from 79 exons. Lineage: Eukaryota; Metazoa; Chordata; Actinopteri; Cypriniformes; Catostomidae. Gene Ontology annotation, molecular function: protein binding. The coding region runs from base 1 to 6534 and encodes 2177 amino acids. The record is from RefSeq and is a predicted model, not a curated record.
AUGAUGACUCUUCCGGCAUCCCUCCACCUUCCCAUCCCCACCUUUAUAUUUAAUAACGCCUAUACCAAUUAUUCGGCUGUGGUAUGGGGUGAUCUUAGGGCUCAAACCAAGUCCUGUGCUCGAGCCCCUCCCUUAUGGACAGAAUGUCGCACUGCCAUACCUGCAGAUAUUGUGUUCCUGGUGGAUGACUCCUGGUCAGUGGGUCCAACCAGCUUCCAGCAGAUCAAAGAGUUUGUAGCAGACAUCAUCAGAGCCUUUCAUGGCAGUGUGGUUGGGCCGGAAGGCAUUCGCUUUGGAGUGACAGUCUAUGCAGACAUCCCCAGGAUGCGUAUAGCUCUGACGGAUUAUUCGACUCUGGAUGAGGUGUUGAGGGCCGUCGAGGAGGUGCCGUACGAAGGAGGCAGCAGUCGCACUGGUCUGGCAUUGGAAUUCCUUGUAGAGUCUGUCUUUAGUGCUUCUAUAAUCAGAGACAAUGCCCCAAAGAUUGCUGUUCUGAUCACUAAUGGCCAAUCGGAUGAUCCGGUUGAUGGUCCAGCUAAAGUUGUAACAGACAGUGGAAUAUCUCUGUUUGCUGUGGGGGUGAGGAACGCCGAUCAGUCAGAGCUUAGGAAGAUUGUUACAGAACCUCAUGAGGAACAUCUGAUGCUCAGCCCAGAUUUCUCUUUCCUGGAGCAUCUGCUGCCCAAGUUCUCCCGUCGCAUCUGCUUCACUGCAUCAGAACCUCCACGACCCGUCAAACAAAACCCACUAGUGGUGGAGAGGAUAGUGGGUCCUAAAGAUCUGCAGGUGAGUGAGUUGAGUUACAGCUCUCUGCAGCUGAGCUGGAGUCAGGCCACAGGAGACGUUACCGGCUACAGGCUGCUCAUCACCCCUGUGUCUCCAAAGGGCCAUCUGCUCUCGGCACAACAGAGACAGAUUGAUCUGAAGGGAGAUGUUGGCAGCACACAAGUAACCGGGUUGAGUGCCAAGACUGAGUACUCUCUUGCUGUAUAUGCCAUCUACCCUGGACGCAUAGGAGAGUCUGCCAGUAUUAUCACAGAAACCACUCCUGUACCACCGGUUGCCAACUUCCGUUUGAUUGAAGAAGGUCUCUUCUCUUUACGCCUGGGAUGGACACCUCCACUUGGAAAAGUGGAUGGAUAUAAAAUCUACAUUCCAAGAUCGGGCAGACCCGGGCUCAUUUAUGAGCAGAUGCUGAGGGGCGACACCUCCUCUCACGUGAUUGACACCUUGGAAGAGGAGAAAGAGUACACUGUCAGCAUCUAUGCCAUCUACCCUGAAGGCCCAAGUGAACCUGUGUCUAUAGUCGGGAGAACUUUGAAGCUUGUUUCUGUUGAGAAACUGCUGGUGCAGAAUGCUACCACAGACACAGUUCAGGCGAGAUGGUCAUCUGUCAGAGGGGCUACAGGAUACAGACUCACCUGGUCAUCAUCAGAGGGACACAUAGAAAAUGUGAAUCUGGGAGACAACUUUAAUUUCUACAUGGUGCAGGGCCUACAUGCUGGCACUGAGUACACCAUCACCAUCAAUCCCAUCUUUGUGGACAUUGAAGGGCCUGUUACCUCUGCCAAAGCCAAGACAUUGGAAAGCAGUGCAGUACAGACCCUACGAGCCUCUGCGUUGAGCACUAACAGUGCCGUUACCUCAUGGAACGCUGUGCCUGGAGCCACAGGAUACAGACUGGCCUGGGGCCCCACUGCAGAGUUUCUAGGGAGAGAUCGGCCCAGACAGCUGGCUCUCAAUGGCAGCACUACUGAAUAUAUUCUGAAGAAUCUGGUUCAUGACACAGAGUAUGUGCUCACUCUUUACGUGCUGUUUGGUUCUAUGGUUGGACCGGGCAUCACUGCUACAUUCAGGACAUCACCUCUAGGAUACGUCUCAAAUUUUAAAGUGACAUCAUACACUAGCUCUUCCAUUGAUGUGGAAUGGAGCCCUAUUGUAGGGGCCACAGAGUACAAACUCACCUGGAGUUCAGAAUUUGCACUUCCUCAGAGUCGUUAUCUUGACCGCAGCAUUUUACGACACAGCAUCUCUGGUCUUGAGCCAAACACCCUUUAUUCCAUCAGCAUUCAUGCUCUCUACAGCAAUACAGAAGGGCCAGAAAUCACUCUCUCACAGCAAACAGCAUCCUUGACAGACUCUGAGCUAAUUGAAACAGUUCGGGAGGUAAAAGUGGUGGACAUCGGUGCCAGUUCUUUCAAACUGGCUUGGAGAAAAACACCAGGCGUUACUGGGUACAAGAUCAGCUGGAGCCCCUUCCAUGGUGGUGAGAAGAUGAGUGAGGUUGUAUCGUCUUCUACCACGUCCUUCACCAUCACUGAUCUGCCUGCCAGCUCUGCCUACAAGAUUCAGGUGUCUGCAGUGGUCAGGAGCAAAACGGGAAGCCCAGUCAUGGUGACCGCCCGCACCUUGGAUCUGCCUAAAGUGACUGGAUUUAGUGCUCUGAACAUCACAGACAACAGCACUGUACUGAACUGGACCAGUGUGACUGGAGCCUCUGGAUACCUGCUGUCCUGGAGACACAUAUCAGAGUUGAAGAUCUCCUCUGAGCUGCUAAGCUCGGCUUUCACCUCCUACAAGAUCCGAGAUCUCCAGUAUGGAAGAACCUACAUCUUUUCCAUCAGACCUCUUUAUGGGGAAGUGGAGGGUCCCGUCACAACCAUCACUAAAAGAAUCUUGGGUGCUCCUCGUCUCAUUCCUGUUCAGAGUGCGACACCUGCCCCUGUAUCAGCUAAUACCAACAGCAAUGAUCUUCACCUCCACUCCACAACCAGAAACACCCACACACCAGUGGGCAAAGCGCCCAGCACACCCACCAGCACUCAGAGACCUGCUGUGAGGCCUCAGAUCACAAUUGGCCAAACAGCCGCAGCACUGACCAGAAUUACCACAGCACAUGACCAAACCACCCUGUCCAUAGAGACUCCCCCACCUGGACCAGUGUGUGGCAGGGUGAAGGCAGACAUUGUUUUUCUUGUUGAUGAAUCUUGGAGCAUUGGUACUAAUAACUUUGGCAAGCUGAAGGACUUCCUCUUCAGAAUUGUCACCUAUUUCCCCACUAUAGGACCUAAAGGAACACAGAUAGCAGUGGUUCACUAUAGUGAUCAGCCCAGGAUUGAGUUCAACUUUAAUGCUCACAAAGACCGGAACUCAGUUCUGAGAGCGCUCAGAGAGGUCCACUAUGGAGGGGGGAACACAAAAACAGGUCAUGGGAUCAGCUAUGUCCUCAGGGAGCUGUUUCAGGAGUCUCUAGGAAUGAGACAGGAAGUUCCUCACAUCUUAGUGCUGCUAACAGAUGGGAGGGCACAGGAUGAUGUAGAGCCGCCCUCCAGAAUUGCCCAUGCACUGGGUGUCAGUGUGCUGGCCAUUGGAAUUGCUCACGCUGAUAUUGAGGAGCUUGGGAAGAUCGCCUCCCCCACCACCUACAAGAACAUCUUCUUCGCCAGUGACUUUGACGAUCUUCCGUCCAUCGAGAGAGAGUUUAUCAGCAGCAUCUGUAGUGAAGCCUUACAGUCAGAGUUCAAACAAGACGAUGAGUCUUCUCAACUGGACACACCUACGGGUGACCCAGAGGCUCUCUCUAAACCUGAAGGGCCUUGUCCGCUUAGCUGCAAGGGUCAAAAAGGAGAGAAGGGUGAUGGAUUUGGUCAUGGCGGCCUGCAUUUAAAGCAAGGCCCAGGAUAUUAUAACUCAUUCUCUAUAAAGAUCAAAGGGGAGAAAGGUGAGAGGGGUCUUCCCGGAACUGAUGGCAUCCCGGGAUUACCAGGACGUCCGGGUAGAACGGGACCCCCUGGUUCUCCUGGACAAAGGGGGUCACCUGGAACUCCUGGUGAUAUGGGACUUCCUGGUAAUACUGGACCAAAAGGGCAGAGAGGAGAGAGAGGAGAGCCAGGCUAUGUAAUGGGAGGCAUGGAGGUUCUUCCAGGGCGUAAAGGAGAACCCGGCUCCUCUGGCCACCCAGGUGCUCCAGGUGUCCCAGGGGUAUCAGGCCCUCCAGGGCUGCCUGGUCAGCCUGGACCUCAAGGGUCUCCUGGUCUCUCUGUCAAGAGUGAGCCUGGAGAACCUGGUCUUAAAGGUCCACGUGGGAAACCAGGUCCCAAAGGAGAAAAAGGGGAGCAGGGGAAUAAUGGUCUGGCAGGUUUGCCAGGGCUUGUGGGAGUAGAUGGGAUCCCAGGACUGCCUGGUCAGAAGGGGGACAAGGGAGAGGAAGGUAUUGGAAUUCAAGGUGUUCAAGGGCCACCAGGGCCAGCUGGAGAAAAGGGUAAUAAUGGAUUACAAGGCCCAAAGGGCGAUUCAGGUCUUCAAGGAGUCCAGGGAAUCAUAGGCCCUCGGGGCAAAAGGGGACUAAAAGGUGAUCAAGGUGACAAGGGUGAACGAGGAGAGAUUGGGCCAAUCGGACCUCCAGGAAUUGCAGGUUUGCCUGGAGCUGUUGGACAAAAGGGUGAUGAGGGGCAGCGUGGCGCUCCUGGCGAGCCAGCUAAAGGGAUUCUUGGUCCUCUGGGGAAAAAGGGCGCCAGGGGUGACAUCGGACCAGCUGGCCCACCUGGACCACAAGGGAUCAAAGGAGACCAGGGAGCUAAAGGGGAAAAGGGUAACCCUGGAUUUGGGAUCCCUGGUCAACCUGGCCCCAAAGGAGAGAGUGGAGAAAGAGGUAAUGUUGGAUUAUCAGGGAAACCAGGGCCUAAAGGCGAUGAUGGAUCUAAAGGAGAGAAAGGGGACGUGGGUUUCCCGGGCAAUGCUGGAUCUCCAGGACUAAUAGGUAAAGAUGGUGUGCCAGGUUUGAAAGGGGAGGUGGGACCAAGGGGAGAGUCUGGUUUGCCAGGAGAGCCUGGGGAGAGAGGUGUCAAGGGUCCGCUUGGUCUGCCGGGACGACCAGGUGACCCUGGAGGAAAAGGGGAGCCCGGGAAAUUAGGGUUACCGGGUCCAGAGGGGCACAAAGGAGAGAAGGGCGAGCCGGGAAAGCCGGGGCCACCGGCAGACUCUCAAUUUACCAUGUCAGACAACACCAUUCUCACCAGGGCUGUUAAGGGUGAACCAGGUAUGCCGGGGCUCCCAGGACUCCGUGGGGAGACAGGACUUCCUGGGCCGCCUGGUCCUGAAGGUAAACCAGGACCUCCAGGGAAUUCACUGUUUGGAUCUGGUACUGGAAGAGAUGGUCUGGAUGGUCUACCUGGAAGGCCUGGAUCUAAGGGUGAACCAGGACAGAAAGGAGACCCAGGACCAAAAGGAGAGAAAGGAGAUUCUGGACGGGCUGGGAUUACUGGUAUGCCUGGUUUACCUGGAACACCUGGGAAGCCUGGUGUUGAUGGGAAGCGUGGGAUGGCUGGAAAAGAUGGUGAACGUGGACACAAGGGAGAUGAAGGGGCGAAGGGUGAAAAGGGUGAAACUGGUGUUAAUGGAAGCGAAGGUAAAAAAGGAGAGCCAGGAUCUCCAGGCUUGCCAGGUCCACCCAUUGUUCUUCAAGAGGGUAUGUCAAUGGAGGACAUAAAAAAGGCAUUUCCCAUACCAAUGGGACCCCCUGGAGUGACGGGUCCUCCUGGAAUGAAGGGAGAUAAAGGAGAGAUGGGUUUACAAGGAGAGAAGGGUGACACUGGCCCACCUGGGAGAGCUGUUGAAAUGAAGGACAUUGAAGCCUUGUUUGAAUCAUAUGGUAUUAAACUCUCGCUGCUUAAGGCCUUCACUGACAGGCUACUUCAGGAUGGUAUGGAAGAGCUUCUUCAUGACAUCACCACCAACAGAAGAGUCAAAGAGGAGAGACAUGAGCCUGACUCCAACAUCAUCACUGAAUACACUAGCUCAGAAAAGUACAGUCAACCCCCUGAUUCACCACCUGAUGUGGAUUUGAUUGAGGAAGAGUCUGAUCUGGAAGAUGGAAAGAUGCCUGAACCAAGUCCUGAGUCAGUGGGAGAAACAGAGGUGGAUCCUAUUCUUUGGAGCAUCUCUAACAACCACAGUAAGGAUGACCAGAGCAAAACAAAGGGCAAGCUGGCAGAGGACGAGGAAAAGACACCUGUGAAGACCAACUUCAGUGAUGUAACACCCUCCAAAUUUACUCAAACCAACACUUCCUCUGAAAGGCUGGGUUCCGGAAAGGCAGAGGUAGGUAUGGAAACAGUUUUACACAGUCAUGAGGAUACAGGGAAGAAAACAUCUGGAGAGAAGAAGAAAAGCAGAGAAAGGGGAAAGGGCAAAGGAAAUAAAGGACGUCAAAAACGGCAAAGGAAGCGUUUGGAAGACCAAGACAACAUAGAAGAGGAUGUUGAGGAAACAUCAUAUAAUGAUGAAGUAUACAGCUAUGAAUAUGAGGACAAGCUGCCCACAGAAGAACCCUUUCUCACUCGAGAGGAAGAGAGCAGAGAGGAGGAGCUAAUAUACUCUGCAACAACAGCUUUAUACACACAAGAAAAUGAAACUACUUACACAACAACAGCAGGUCCCCUGCUUUCAUUGAGAGUCACAGAACAGAAGCAGACUGAAACCGCACUAUUGUCAGUACUAACUACCACACAAACUGGAGAGGAGGAGCUCCCCUAACCUCUGUAAAGAGAGAGAUUCAAGUGUGUAGAAACUGUGAAGGGUAAAAGAGGGGGAGAAUCUGACUGGCUGGCAUUACUUUGGGAGAACCUCCUUUCCUGUCGCACAGUGAUGAUGUCAUUUGCCCAUGCUGCCUCCAUCACGACUAACGUUCAGUAAUCUACAGUGCCAUCACAAUCUAUGAGGAGAGACCAGUCCAGUUUUAACAUAAAAAAACUGUCCUUGUAAAGUUCUGUUUUAUGCAAAACCUAAACACUAAAUCAUAUAUGUACAUACAUACAGGGUUGGGAGGGUUACUUUUGAAAUGUAUUCCACUUCAGAUUACAGAAUAUAUGUUGUAAAAUGUCAUUUGUAAUGUAUUCCAUUAGAUUACUCAAGGUCAGUAACGUAUUCUAAAUACUUUGGAUUACUUCUUCAGCACUGGUAGAUUUUUUCACUUGUUUUGACUAUAAAAACUCUGCCAGUACAGUAAGACAAAAUACACAUGUUAAAAAUACAUUCUCUGAAAAACCUAAAUAUCUUAUGCAGUGUUGUUUCUAAAACAAGAUAAAUCAAAUUGAUCUUGUUUUAAGGAUUUUUAGAUAUUUUUACAGGAAAACAAUAUAAAAAUUAUUAUCAAGAAUACGAUUUUUCCCUAAUAUCAAAGGUCUUACUAGAAAAAAAGAAAUUAUCAUCCAACGUGAAAUUUCUUGAUAAAAAAAAAUAUGAUCAUGCCUGGUAACGUGCAUGUAAAAUGGCUAGAAAUAGCAUUUUAGCUUAGCGUAAAGCUGACAAUUUACACAAGGUUUAUUUCUAUUUCUUCUGCUGCAAACUGACUUCAAACGUACUUCUCUGUCUGUUCGUAUGAAUGUAACACAUCAUAAGAAAGUGUUUCACCGCUGUUCAAAUGCACUUUGGAUCACAUCAUUUAUAUGAAUAAAUGUUUUCCAUCUGAAAGGACUAAAUAUUAAAUGAAACAAAUGACAAUAAAAUGCAAAGUAAUCUCUUCAGUAAUCAAAAUAAUUUUUGAAUGUAACUGUAUUCUAAAUACCAAUGAUUUCAAUUGUAACUAUAGUGGAAUACAGUUACUUAUAUUUUGUGUUUUAAAUAUGUAAUCCCAUUACAUGUAUUCUGUUACUCCUCAACCCUGUGUGUGUGUGUAUAUAUAUAUAUAUAUAUAUAUAUAUAUAUAUAUAUAUAUAUAUAUAUAUAUACACACAUAAAAGUGAAAACACUCAUGAAUGGUUUCUUAGUUUAUAAAAAAAAAAAAAAUCAUAAAAAAAUAAAUAAAAUAAAAAAAUCAUUACAAUCUCAUUUUAAACAGUGUUGUUUUAAAACUGCUAAGACUCACUUGCCCUGACAGCAGCUCAUAGUAUGUAGAUUUGUUCAUCAGUGCCUUAUUUAUUGAUAAGACUGAAAAAGAUUGUAUUUUAUCUGUUGAAUAUACUUUUUCCAUUUGCAAGAACAUUAUGUACUACCUGUUUUCACUGGUGAAAUUCAAUGGCAUUUUGUUUCAUAUUUAAUCUGCUUGUGCAUGUCAGUAAAUGUGUUCAUCCUUCCU